This is a messenger RNA of Paramuricea clavata, 1817 nucleotides long. The record is from the annotation of a GenBank genome assembly. NCBI's taxonomy places the organism in Eukaryota, Metazoa, Cnidaria, Anthozoa, Malacalcyonacea, Plexauridae.
AUGAGAGCAAAGAGACUAAUCUUCGGGGCAAAGGCAUCACAAGACUUCUUUGACGAAGCAAUUUACCGCAUAUUCAGUGACAUCCCAAGAUGCUUAAAUCAACGAGAUGACAUUCUGUUUGGUGGAAAGAACGCAGAAGAGCAUGACAAAGCAUUAGAAACUGUACUCCAAAGAGCAGCUGAUUUUGGCGUGACAUUUAACCCAGAGAAAUGUCAAUUUGGAGUAAGUGAAAUCGAGUUAUAUGGGCACCGAUUUACCCAGGAGGGACUCAAGCCAAGCUUCGAAAAAGUCAGAGCGGUAAAGGAAUGCAAGGCACCCAAAUCUAAAGAAGCUGUACGAAGCUUUCUGGGCAUGACGAGCUAUCUUUCCAAAUUCAUCCCCAGAUAUUCAUCACUGACCGCACCCUUGCGAAAAUUAACCCACAAAGAUGUCAAAUUUAACUGGGGACCGAGAGAAGAUCAAGCGUUUGUGGAAAUUAAAGAGAGCAUUACCAGUGAAAGAACCAUGGUAUACAUCAACCCAGAUAAACCGAUUGUUGUGAGAGUGGAAGCUAGUUACCACGAAGGACUCUUUGCCGGACUGUUUCAGGAGACCGACCGAGGUCGAGGUUUCAUUAGUCGGACAAUGACGGAGACCGAGAAACGGUAUAGCCAGACAGAAAAGGACGCCUUAUCAGUACAUUGGGCAAAGAAUAGAUUUAGCAUCUACCUCUUUGAACCACCAAGAUUCGAGCUUAUCACAGCUUAUAAGCCUUUAAUACCAUUGUUCAACAAAGCGACCAUCAAACUGCCACCAAAAACUGAGAAGUGGGUGAUGGGAAUGCAAGAUGUUGAUUUCGAAUUGAUCCAUCAACAAGGCAAAGACGAGGCUGAUCCACUCGACUUCCUAUCGAGACAUCCGUUACCAGAGACGGGACGUGAAACGGUAGAGAAAGUCGUUAAACAAGUCGGUAAUGCAGAGCAUGCUGUUGUAAUCGACCAGAUCCAAAAAGAAAUACGGCGAGAUAGUCAACUUCAAAAGCUAUCAGAACGAAUCAGGAAGGGAGACUGGGAAAACUACAGAAGAGAUCCUGACAUCAUGCCUUUUUACAGCGUAAGACUUGAAUUGUAUUCUGUUGAUGACUUAAUCUUCAGAAUGAGCCAGAUUGUUAUUCCCACGAAUUUGCAAAGGAAAGUCGUGAAAGCUGCGCAUCAUCUUGGACAUCUUGGUAUAACGAAGACUAAAAGGAUGCUAUGGGAGAAAUAUUGGUUUCCGACAAUGAACACCAUGGUAGAACAGAUCAUCGGACAAUGUUUCGAAUGCCAAGUACCACAAAGCAGCACAAACAAGAACCGGUAAAACCGACAGUGAUUCCGGAAAAAUCAUGGGAUGUUAUCUCAGUGGAUUUUGGAAGACCAUACCUAGAUGGACAUUAUAAUCUGGUUGCAAUUGACAAGAGAACAAAAUAUUUUGAAGUCGCACGAGUAAGUUCAACCUCUUUUCCACAGACUAAAGAAAAGCUCAAGACCAUGUUUGCAACUCACGGGACAUCGCGACAACCAGAGAGUGAGAACGGUCCACCAUUUCUGUCCAAAGAUUUCGCUGAAUUCGCAGAGGAAGAGGGAUUCCAUCACCAUCGUGUUACGCCAGGACGAGCAAAUGGGGAGGCAGAAAGUUUUAUGAAGCUCCUGAAUAAAACAGAGAAGAUUGCGAACCUGCAAGGUCAAAAUAGCACUAUAGCAAUUCAAGAAAUGCUUACCGGAUUCCGAUCAACACCACACCCAGCAACUGGGGUGUCUCCAUACGAAGCGAUAAUGAACAAAACUUUGAAAACUUAG